This is a messenger RNA of Solanum dulcamara, 750 nucleotides long. Its product is annotated as protein PHLOEM PROTEIN 2-LIKE A9-like. The record is from RefSeq and is a predicted model, not a curated record. NCBI's taxonomy places the organism in Eukaryota, Viridiplantae, Streptophyta, Magnoliopsida, Solanales, Solanaceae. The coding region runs from base 38 to 535 and encodes 165 amino acids. The transcript has 3 exons.
UCCAUAUUCUUUGUAAUUUUUUGACUUAAUAUUGCAAAUGGCUUCAAAAUCUCUUCAUUAUCAAGGCAAUCACACAUUUUCUAGAACAGAAAAGGGUUAUAUAGUUUAUCCAAAAUCUCUUAAUAUUGUUUGGGGAAAUGAUAAGCGUUAUUGGAAGUUACCCAAAUAUGAAAAAGAUGAUGCAGAACUUAUGCAAGUAAAUUGGUUGGAGGUAACUGGUUGCAUUGACAAUGUUAAUAUAGAGAAGAAAACGUCAUAUGAUAUUGAGUUUACAAUGUCAUUGAUGACUGAUGCUUUUGGUUGGAGCAAUUCACCAGUUUAUCUUAUGGCUAAAUGGGGAGAUAAUACUCAAUGGAGAAAGAUGAAUUUGACAAGUGAUCAGAUUAAUGGCAAAAAGAUGAUAUCAAAAACUAUUACGAUAACAAAAGGGAAGGGGAACAACAUCGGUAAGAUUCAUUUUGGGUUGUAUGAAGUUUGGAACAAAAAGUGGAAAGGAGGACUCAAAAUUCAUCAUGUAAACUUGAUAGAGACUUAGAAGUUAAUUUAGCCAAGUGAAAGAGUAGUACUACAGUCUAUAAAAAAGUUGUAACAUAGAAACACGUCGAUCAUUGUCAUUUCGUAAGUCAGAGUCUUAUUUUAAAUUUCUUCAUGUAUUAUAGAGUGUCCUUUCUAAUGAAUUUGCGUUUGUAACUUUGUAUUUGUAUUGCUCGCAUCAUGAAUGAAAUUAUGAUUUUCUUCCCAUAUUAUAUU